AAUGCUUACGCGCUGGACUACAACGAAACCAUAAUCGCUAUUAAUGCCGACAAAAUGGUGAACUUGGGCUUUCGAGACUUGGGCUACAACGCGGUUAUCUUUGACGAUGCCAUGGCCGAACGCACCUGGAGUGAGAAUGGCUCACUCAUAGAGAACGCUGGUAAAUUUCCCUAAGGCCUCUCUACAAUUGUCAAGACACUCCAUCGCGAUGGACUUUUCUUUGGUGUGUACAGCUCUGCCGGUCGCUUUACUUGCGGCGGAUAUCCGGGCAGUUUGGGAUACGAUACAAUCGAUGCCCAAUGGUGGAGUAGCCUGGGGGCUGACUAUCUCAAAUAUGAUAAUUGCUAUAAUGAGGGAUUAUCUGGAACACCGAAGCUGAGCCAGGAUCGCUACGCUGCCAUGUCGAAUGCAUUGAACUCGACGGGCCGCCAGAUCACAUACAGUCUGUGCAACUGGGACGACGACAAGCCGUGGGAGUGGGCAUCAACGAUCUCGAACUCAGCAAGGAUGAGCGGAGAUAUUACCGAUUCCUUCGACAUGCCUACCACCAGUUGCCCAUGUGGUCCCGCUGAGUAUUAUUGCCAGCUUCCAGGAUAUGGCUGCAGUACUUUCAACAUCUUGGGCAAGGCUAGCCACGUCAUAAGUAAAAAUCAGCCAGGGUAUUGGAAUGACCUGGACAUGCUGGAGGUUGGAAAUGGAGACUUGGAUUACGAAGAGUAUAAACUGCAUUUUAGCAUGUGGGCAGCAAUCAAGAGUCCGUUGAUCUUGGGCAACAAGCUCGACCAGUUGAGCCCCGAAGAUUAUGCCAUCCUGAUCAAUCCCGCUGUCCUUGCAAUCAGCCAGGAUCCAAGUGGAAGUGCGAUCUCGCGGAAACUCGUGAAGCAAGUGGAUGACAAGGACGAACACGGGUUCGGCGAAGUUCAGGUCUGGUCCGGUGGACUAAACAACGGUGAUCAAGUCGUGGCAUUUCUGAAUAUCACAGAUACCUCCAGGACGAUGACCUUCUCACCGGUGGCCGUCUUCGGCGGUAGCAAGACCAACGAGGACGCACAGCAGAGCUGGGAUUUGUUCGAUGUUUGGGGAAACGAGAUCGUCAUGAGCAACAAUAUCGCCAGUCAGGUUCUCAAUGGAACUCUUGCCGUUGGCCAC
This is a messenger RNA of Exophiala aquamarina CBS 119918, 1149 nucleotides long. RefSeq lists its product as uncharacterized. The record is from RefSeq and is a predicted model, not a curated record. Gene Ontology annotation, biological process: carbohydrate metabolic process. The transcript has a single exon. Lineage: Eukaryota; Fungi; Ascomycota; Eurotiomycetes; Chaetothyriales; Herpotrichiellaceae. Gene Ontology annotation, molecular function: alpha-galactosidase activity. The annotation marks the transcript as partial.